Molecule: messenger RNA, 5387 nt
Organism: Liolophura sinensis
Lineage: Eukaryota; Metazoa; Mollusca; Polyplacophora; Chitonida; Chitonidae
Product: E3 ubiquitin-protein ligase MYLIP-like
Exons: 6
Coding region: 1-1362 (453 amino acids)
Biological process (GO): ubiquitin-dependent protein catabolic process
Cellular component (GO): cytoskeleton
Molecular function (GO): ubiquitin-protein transferase activity
Source: RefSeq, a predicted model, not a curated record
AUGCACCUUGCUCAUGAGUUCAAUGUCUGCCAACAGCUGGGUAUCAUCGAAGUGGACUAUUUCGGCCUUCAGUUCUUGGGUAACAAAGGGGAACGACUCUGGCUGAACCUGCGUAACAGAAUAGAUGAACAGUUGGGAGGAACUUCUCCCUUCCGCCUUCAACUGCGGGUCAAAUUCUUCGUUAAACCACACCUGCUUUUACAGAUCUCUACCAGACACCAGGUGUACCUCCAGGUACGUCAGGAGGUACAGAAUGGCAGGUUAGAGCCCGUGGACCAGGAACAGGCCAUUCAGCUGAUGGCUAUGAUGGCCCAGGCCGAUUACGGUGAUUGCGACCGUCACAGUCUGUCCAAUCAGUGGGCUCUGUACAAAACCCUCCUGCCCAUCUCGUAUGGCUCUUCGGAGGACUUCUGGCAUGCGGUCAUUAAUGCUCACUUGACCCUACAUGGUCUGGCAAGAGAAAAUGCAGAGUACAAGUUCCUGGCCGUAACUUCUGACCUUUGUAAUUAUGGUGUGGAAGAACAUGUGGCUAAGUCAAUGGAUACCACGCCAGUAACUGUGCGGAUUGGUGUGGGACCAGAGGGUAUCCUCCUGCAAUACGAGGACAGGACAGAAUGCCAGAGGAUUGAGUACCCCAUGAUAAAGGAAGCAACUCACGCGGGGAAGUGCUUGUUCCUGACUGUCUUUAACAGCAAUCUGGAUGGAGAGGACAGCGUGGUGGCAGUGCGGUUAGUGAGUCAGCGAGGAGCGAACGCUCUCUAUAGGUGUGUCACAGAGAUGCACUCAUUCUACCGCUGUGACACAGUUCGCAAUGUGGUGCUCGACCAGUAUAGUCGAGACUUGAAGGGGAUGCUGGCAUCUUUCUUCAACGAGAACACCACUCUAGGUAAAAAAUAUGUGUUUGAUAUUCGGCGGACAUGUCGUGAGGUGUAUGACCAUGCCAGAAGAAAACUGUACGCAGACGGCCUGUGUCCUCAUGCUGAGCAGGCCUUAGCCAAGGGGACAGAGACGUCACCCCUUCAGCAGGAGGCAGGGCACGGGAAGAUGGAAUGUGCCACACCUGACCAGUGCAAGGUACAUGAUUUGAAGGAGAGACUGGAUUCUCUUCAGGAUGCCCUAACCUGUCGUGUGUGCAUGGAUGCUGGCAUGGACACAGUUCUCUGUCCAUGUGGUCAUGUGGUGUGUUGUGGAGCUUGUGCCCAGUGCCUGGAUCGCUGCCCCAUCUGUAGGGCUCCCAUAGAACAGGUACAAACAGUCUACCUUCCCUUACUGCCGCACCUCUCCCCGCAGACAACGGUGGAACAGUGUGUGAGAUUAGACACUGAUUUCGGAGCAACAGACACUGAAUUCAAUGAAGCUUAAUUGAAAAGUUCCAGGCACAUUUUUUUGUUUGGUUAUUAUGUCAUUGAAGACUGAUCAUUUUUCACUGGAAAGAUUGCGUGGUAUUAUGUGCAUGUGCUUUAUCAUCAGAAUCCACAGAGAAGUUUUGUGACUUUUACAUGUAUCACUACCACAAAGACUAUAUCACAAUCUUAAACAUUUUAUUACAUGUACCGUGUAAAACACUUGCCACAGAGACUACAUGUAUAUCACAAUCAUCAACAAAAUAUCACAAACACUAUAUCACUAGUAUCACAAAAACUUCUUGUGUCGCACUCACAAGCACCACCACAAAAACUGUAUCACAAUCAUAAACACUUCAUUGCAAGCACUGUAUCACAAACGCUUUGUGGCAAAGACUGCCUCAUAAACACCAUUGCAAACACUGCAUCACAAAGACCAUUACAAACACUUCAUCACAAAGACCAUUGCAAACACAACAUUACAAAGAUCAUUGCAAAGACUGCAUUACAAAUAACAUUGCAAACACUGUGUCAACAGCACCAAUACAAACACUGUAUCACAGUCCCAAACUAUGAAGAUGCGAAACAAUUUAUCAUUAUCAAUAACACUAUCACAAUCAUAAACUCUAUCACGGUCAUAAACACUGUAUCACAAGGCCAAGCAUUUUGUCAUAAUCACAAACACUAUCACACACUCUAUAUCACCAAUCGCACACUCCGUAUCACCAAUCACACACUCAGUAUCACCAAUCACACACUCCGUAUCACAAUCACACACUCUCUGUCACAGUCACGCUCUGAAUCACAUAAGGACAUGUAUUUUUAAAUCUGUGCAUAGACAUGAGUUGUAUUUUAUAUUGAAGUUUUACAGAAUACAUUUUACGUGGUUGCAGAUUUAUUGUAUGUGAUCUCUGGUGUGGGGAGGUUUCUCAGGAGCUGAUGCAGUUGAACAUACUGCACAUUCAGAUUUUUGAGCGUUGUAUAGGAGCUCAGUUUAACUGGGUUGUAUAGGAACUCAGUUUGACUGGGUUGUAUAGGAACUCAGUUUGACUGGGUUGUAUAGGAACUCAGUUUGACUGGGUUGUAUAGGAACUCAGUUUGACUGGGUUGUAUAGGAACUCAGUUUGACUGGGUUGUAUAGGAGCUCAGUUUAACUGGGUUGUAUAGGAGCUCAGUUUAACUGGGUUGUAUAGGAACUCAGUUUGACUGGGUUGUAUAGGAACUUAGUUUGACUGGGUUGUAUAGGAACUCAGUUUGACUGGGUUGUAUAGGAACUCAGUUUGACUGGGUUGUAUAGGAGCUCAGUUUGACUGGGUUGUAUAGGAGCUCAGUUUGACUGGGUUGUAUAGGAGCUCAGUUUGACUUCGUUGGACCAUGAUGUUCACCCUACUCAAUGGUCACACUGCAGCAUGUGCUGAGUAUAUUAGUGUCUGAAGCCCACAUUCAUCCACAUUCCUUUGUUUGUAUGUACAUGUAUAAGGCAGACAUUUUGGAUCUCAGAUAGAAUUUUAGGAUGUAUUAUGUAGUGAUACAAAGACUGGUUUGAUCAUUUGUCACAUUCCUUCAGAUAAAGAUCUACCAUAUAUAAAGGUACAUGAUAAAGUAUAGUAAAAUGACACAGUCUGAGGUUGUGCAUACCCCAGAAGACCUUUCAUAAAGAUGUGUGCAGCAUCUGUGUGCCAUUUUAAUCCAGUACAGCUUCAUUGCUUUGCAUGAAGCAGUAACUGACCUGAUAAUGUGUGAAUACCAUGUGAAUACCAGUCAGAUGGUUAACUUUCUGUGUAAAUCACAUCACCGUGUAGCGCUUUAACAUUUGAGACAAAGUCAGUUAGCAGAAAGUUAUGAGAAAUUUUGCUUGAAAAGGUUUGGUGAAAGUGGUGAAUAGAUUGGUACAUACUUGUACCUAUUAAAAUGACAGCAGUCCAGUGUGUACAUUCCAUGCAGAUGAAAGGAUAAGAUAGAUAUACAUAUUAUAUUUACAACAUAUUGCUGCUGUUGUGUGGUAGGGCAGCUGUUUCCUGGGAACCUCGGCUAUGGCUGCUGGCAGUUGGUUCCUAGAUCACCCAAGAAUCUCAGUAUCCUGAAGAACUGAAAGGCCAAAAGAGUUUUGCUAGGGCUGCACAUACAGAGAAAAGCCAAAAAAAUUCUGUUAUCUUUGAAUGAAAAGAAGUAAUUAAAAUAUGAUGGUGAAAAAAUAAUAUAAUUAUGCUAUAGCAAUAUACUGUAAAAUUGUUAUUAAUAUAGAUUCAAGUGUGUUGUUAAAUCUAUAUUUUUAUUGAUAUGCACAAAAUAAGAAUUAAAAAAAAGCCGUGUGAGAGUAGUAACAUUCUUGCCAUGUUGAAAUGUUUGUAAGGCCUAUAGAGAUAUGUUAAACAUACCAGUCUUAUUGUUAAACAUUGAAAUGCAUACAUUGUGUGGAAAAAAUGUUAUAGUUUGUGUACAUCUAGGAUGUGUAUAAAUUAUGUGGUGUAAAUAGUCAAUUCAUUGGCCAUCACCUUAAUUGUCAGUUGUUGAGAAUUUUGCAAACGUUGUUGUUGUGAUUAUGUAACAGUGUAAACAUGGCCAUGCUAUUGUUUAUUUGCCAGCUACUCCUAUAGCCUGUUGUGAUAAGGCUUACACAAGUUGACUGCCUUGAAAUUCUUACGGGCCUCUCAUGGAAACCUUCCAGAAAAACAUACUUCAUUAGAUGAAGAUUAUAUCUCAUCUGUGUCUAUUGCAUUUGAUUGUUAAGGUUUUACAUAUCAAAGUUUGCUUUUAAUAUUUUCCCCAAAAAUUUCUUCAUUGUGGGAGACAAUUUCAUUCCUGUAAUCUUUACAUAUUAAAGUAAACUUUUAGUAGUUCUUACUAAAAUAUUACAGAAUUGAAAGCAUCUGACAUGUUUUAUGAGUUCUGGUAGAGAGCACACACCAUGAGAAAUUUAUGUGUUAUAACACGAGUACAGGUACUCAGACUGGCAUGUCAGAGUUACUGUUACUUCCUGCUCUCUGACAAAGUAAAUCCCAGCUAGUUGAAACUUGUGUUCAACUUUGCAAUGGUAUUUCUGGAUGGACUCAACUUUUUACAGGUCAAGUUAUGUUUUAACACCCUAAGUGAUCUAUGUACGUAUUUUUGAUGGUCUCGGAUGUGUAGGCAUGUAUGUGACAAAAGAUACUGGUUCUUUUUCAGCGAAUUAAAUUUAAAACUAUAACAGUGCAUGUACAAGCUUCCGGUGUGCUUGCUUUUCCUGGUGCAGGCUUUUUGAUAAAAUCCAUGUUGUACAGAAUACUUAAAAAGGUUUAACAAAAAAAAGUUAAAUUGUCGUGAGAAAAAUUGGUAAUGGGGAAUUCUUGUGAUAUAUUCAUGCGUGUAUAUUAUGAACUAAAAUUUGACUAAGUCAUUGAAAGAUCAUUGUAUAGUUGGUGAUGAAACCAAGAUAUGUGAAGGUGAACAGAAAACAAGAAAACAAAUGUCUAAUUUAUGAAUGUGAUGUUUAAAGGUACAGGUGUUCGUCAGAAGUCAUUGCGUGGUUAUAGAUUGCAAUCUUACUAAAUUUUAUCAUGUGUGUGCAUUGGUGAGGAACAAGAAUAUGUGCAGAGAAAGUCUUUCAUGCCCGUAGCGUAUGGUUAUAGAGUACAAAUUGUGUUAUUGUAUAAAAUGGACUUGUACACAUUAAAAUGACAGACGUCAUUGAUACGGGUUUUGAAGGCCACAGAAAAUAUUAUUGUUAUAUCCUGAUAGUGUCUCUCUCUCUCUCUCCUUUUUAGACCGUGCACGUCUCUGUGGCAAAACUCAGCAGUUUUAGGCUACUGUUGUACCUGUUAGUGAAAAAUGUUGGGCGACAGAGAUGCGCAGGGUCUAGUCCUUUUAGUCCUUGGUGGUCGCAUUAAGUUGUGUACUGCCAGGAACCGCUGUGUGUGUAAUGUAUGUACGUGUCUAUGAAACCCUCGCUGUUUUCUCUAUCUUUGUCUCAUUACAUCCUUUAUGAAAGAAAUUGCCUGUGAUAUUUUGCGUUGGACGACAUCGAAUUGUUGGUAUCAGACAGCAAUAAAAAUUGAAACCUCUGAA